Molecule: messenger RNA, 4537 nt
Organism: Menidia menidia (Atlantic silverside)
Lineage: Eukaryota; Metazoa; Chordata; Actinopteri; Atheriniformes; Atherinopsidae
Source: the annotation of a GenBank genome assembly
CAAUGGUCGUGCCCCUUACUACUUUCACACGGGUGAUAUGGAACAUGUAAAGCAGGGGACAUUUUGGUGAUGGAAGGCGAAGGUAUCUACUUUUUCAAUACUUCAAAAUGAUAAUAAUGGGAAACCUUUGGUGGGAGGCUUUCUUCGUCGACGCUCCGUGCAGUGGCCGCGGCCGUCGCUGACGACGAAUCAUUUUCAAAUUUGGCUCCGUACUCGGCCCGGGGCUGUGUUUGCCUUUUAGCUUUGGCAUGAGUUGUGAUUAUUAGUGUUAUGUAAAACAGCUGUCCCAUAAAACGAUUAAAACAAUAUGGAGGGGUGGAGCUCCGUUGUCGCCUUGGAAUGCAAUGACCGACCCAGUUCCGAGGGGGAGUACAUGCUGGAGCGCGGACCCGAGGGCGAGAGCCGCGAAGCCGCGGCCGGAGAGCAGGGCUGUCCGGGGGAGAGGAUGGAGGACGUGGGCGCCGCCGUGGGUUUCGGUAUGAGCGGGAUAGGGGAGGGCAAAGUGGUGCUGGGUCGAGUCGGGCAGAGGGACGAGAAGGAACUCAGGUACCUGCACCUGCUGUGGGAGCCGGGACGCGGGGAGCUGGGCCCGGGCGGCGUGGCCAACAAGCUGGGGAAGAUGAGCGGGACCAGGGCCAGGCGACACCACCGAGCCGUGCAGAGCCUCGGUCCUAUGGGGAAAGACAUUUAUGCUGCGAAAAGACUGAGGGAAGCGGCCAACAGCAACGAUAUCGACACAGUGAGAAAGAUCCUGCAAGAUGACAUUGACCCCUGUGCGGCAGAUGACAAGGGAAGGACGGCUCUUCAUUUCUCCUCUUGCAACGGCAACGAUAGCAUCGUGCAGUUGCUGCUGAGCUACGGUGCCGAUCCCAACCAGAGAGACAGCCUGGGCAACACGCCUCUCCAUUUGGCGGCCUGUACCAACCAUGUGCCUGUAAUCACAACGUUGCUGAGAGGAGGGGCCCGCGUGGAUGCCCUGGACCGAGCGGGCAGGACACCUCUCCAUCUAGCGCGCUCCAAGCUCAACAUUUUGCAGGAGGGAGACUCACGAAGCUUAGAGACCCUGAGAGGGGAAGUCACACAGAUCAUUCAGAUGCUCAGAGAAUACUUGAACUUGAUGGGUCAGAGUGAAGCUAAAGAGAGGCUGGAGCACAUUUCCACGCAGCUGCAGCACACGCGCACCAGAGAGCAGGUGGAUGAAGUGACAGACUUGCUGGCCAGUUUCACAUCACUCAGUCUACAGAAGCAGAAUUUGGGUGAUAGGUAGAGAAUUAAAUGUAUAUAAGAGAUGAAGCGGCGCUGCUCAUCAGGGUGGCCAGGUCUUUGCUUCUGCGUCCUGGGCCAUAUGAGCAAAAGCCGAGCCCUUAAACUGAGACUGCCUCGCCCACACUUACGGUUUCAGCUCAAGUAUUGCUAUAUUGGACAGUUGCACACCUUGUUAUUUGGUGACAAAGUUGUUUUUAUUUUGGUUCAGAUGAACAGACCUCAAAUAUCCAAGCAAAAUGGUGUUGAUAGAUAUUGUAUCGGUAGGGCAAAAUGCAUUGACAAUGGUGAGCUAGCAGUGAAAACAUUAACCCAGAAGUGGAGCAGCACUAUGGUAUUUUUUUGUGUGCAGCCUUUGAGUCUAAGUGUGCCUGUUGUUGUGUGAACAUGUUCUUUUAUUUCCAUGCCAUUGAUUUAAAAAAAAAAAAAAAGUUCUGUAAUAUGAGGGAAAAAUUAUUUAAUAAUUCUACCUUUUUGUUUUUGUUACUUAAUCGACCAGAUACUUUUAUUCUUGCCUUAUUUUUUUAUUGCAUGUUAUGUUUCUACGUGAUCUGUAUUUUAAAAAUGCUGUGGUUGGUAUGAGUCAAUAAAUCAGUAUCUUUGGCAAUAUGUAUGUAUUAAUCUGUAGCGUAUCUGUCUGUAGCAGUCAUUGCGGAGAGGGAUUACCUGAAUAAUUAGUGACUGUAAAACAUUGAUAUAAGGACAGCCUUUCUCCACACCGAUUGGCUUGUUCCUCAUAGCCCCGCCCCUGCCCUGAAAUGAAUUGUCUGCCGAUAACAAAGAUGGCUGCCGGACCCGCGUAAAUUGAGAGACCCCAUUGAGUUUGACAGGUCAGUAUCCUGCUUUUAAUGUUGUCCAGGACAUCCCAUAGCGAGUGCACGUGCUGAGGAAGAAUAGACCAUGGCGUAUGAAGAAAUAAAGGGUAAAAAAAAUAUGGGAAUGGAGGGAGACAGAGGACUUGUGGCUGGUCGUAGCCAGAGAGAGAAGAGGAGGUCAUAUAAGGAUUUGCUACGAGAGGAGGAGGAAAUUGCUGCGGAGGUACGAAAGACCUCCAAGAAACGACCAAAGGAUUCAGAACUUUUCCUGCUGGGUGGGGACUCGCACAAAAAGAAGAAGAAGCAUAGCGAUGACUACUACUACAGGGAUCACGACAGUUCAGGUCCUCCUCCCCACAAGAAAAAGCAUAAAUCCGCCGACCGCUCGCCGCCUCUUACUUCCCCCUCGUCAUCACACUCGACUGAUACGGCAAUGGGCCUUCUGCAAGCCAUCACCUCUCCCCUGGCCACGGGUUCCGACCCCAGUCCCCACUUGCACAAGAAACCCUCUUACCCCUCCUUCUCGUCGCACUCUUCCAAGGAACGCAAACGCGAGAGUGGCGGCAGCGGAGGGGGGAGCAAAUCCGGCCACUCCUUCUCGCACUCCCGCUCAUUGACUUCCUCGUCGUCUUCCUCCAAGAAGCACUUGUCGUCCUCCUCAAAGUCCUCGCUGUUUCACGGCGGCGCCCCCAAAGAGGAGCCCCUGACGUUACGGGAGGCGGACGGACUGAAAAUGAAGCUCAUCAUGUCGCCGGAGAAGGAGGAGCCGGAGAGUUUCUCGUUCGCGCCCUACUCUUCCAAAGGCGGGACGAAGAAAGAGAAGGACAGGGAGAGGAUGCAGCCGUCGAAGUCGCCCAAGAAGAAGCUGCAGCAGAGCAGAGAGCCGUUGCCCGUAGUGGGGAAGGAGGUGGAGGUAGAAGGUCAUUACGGCGGAGGCAUGGGGGACGACAGCUCCUCUUCAGGCGGAGAACUGGAGGCUGGGGAGCUGGUCAUAGACGACACUUACACGCACUUGUCGAAAAAGAAGAAGAAGAGCAAGAAAAGCAAGAAGAAAAAGGACAAAGAGAAAGACAGAGACAAGGAAAAAAGUGGGAAAGAUAAGAAGCACAGCAAAGGCUUAGGAGACUCGUCAAGAGGCCACGGCCACUCCCACCCGACGGUCACCCACAGCGCCGUGGGCCCCAUGUACGCCAUGAGCAAACCCAUCACUCCACACCACCAGGCCAGCGACGGCACGGCCGAGAAGAAGAAGAAGAAGGAGGACAAGGAGAAGGAGAAGCACGAGAAGGAGAAAGAAAAACCCAAGAAGAAGAACACAACAGCGUAUCAGGUGUUUUGUAAAGAGUACCGGGUCAACAUCAACGCGGAGCAGCCGGGACUCGAUUUUGGUGAGCUAAGCAAGAAGUUAGCAGAGGUGUGGAAGUCCAUGCCUGAGAAGGACAAGCUGGUCUGGAGGCAGAAAGCCCAGUAUCUGCAGCACAAGCAGAACAAGGCCGAGGCCACCACGGUCAAACACAAGCCCCCCGUCGAGAGCAAGAGCAAAGUGGUCGGCGCCGGGAGCGGGAUGGUGUCGCCCAGCAGAGCCCCCAGCGCCGUGUCCCUGUCCCCCGCCAGGGUGCCGGACGUGGACCCCAUCGACGCCGCCGCCCACCUCCAGCUGCUGGGAGAGUCCCUGUCCCUGAUCGGCCACCGGCUGCAGGAGACGGAGGGCAUGGUGGCCGUGUCGGGGAGCUUGUCUGUUCUCCUGGACUCCAUCUUGUGCGCGCUGGGCCCUCUGACCUGCCUCACAGCACAGAUCCCGCAGCUAAACGGAUGUCCCCGAAACGUCCUGUCAAACACCCUGGACAACAUCGCCUACAUCAUGCCCGGGCUCUGAGAAGGAUACGGAGGAAUAACAAGCUAUGGGAACAAUGCUCGGACUUUAACUUAAGCCGCUGCCCCGGCGUUACAAAACUCUCCACAUUUCUUGUAUCGAUUGUGUUUUUAAAUGUGUAUUUUUUUAAAAAGGAAACGGCUGGGGCGAUUUUUUCUACCGGCUGUACUUUGAAGUGGAUGGUUUUAAUAGACAGGUUGAUGCCGGGUUUUUACUGUUACUCUCUGAAGACAACACGCGGGUUCCGUACGGACCUUCCUGAAGGAGCCUGCGUGUUUGUGUCAGCCUCCGACGGGGACUGCCGUUUUUACGUCUGUCCGGGUUUAUUUUUUUAUUCCAAAAUGUAACAUAGACACGUUUUAGCUGUUGUCACUCGCUCCCGGCCGGUGGAAGAGAACAUCUCUCACACCCGCCCGGUUAUUCUUUCACCGUGCUUAAAGAAUUUGUUUGUAGACUUAAAAGUUUUUAGUGGAUUUUUGUUUCAUUUCCCGGGAGGAGACGGGCGGGAACGAUUCCAAUAAUGCACUGUGAGAAGAUGGAAACAUUAAAAUAUCUGUUUGGAGAGCUGCCCCGUGUCCAGAUGUUG